Messenger RNA from Gracilinanus agilis (Agile Gracile Mouse Opossum), 2802 nucleotides. RefSeq names its product glutamate metabotropic receptor 1 (gene GRM1). The coding region runs from base 1 to 2802 and encodes 933 amino acids. Gene Ontology annotation, molecular function: G protein-coupled receptor activity involved in regulation of postsynaptic membrane potential; adenylate cyclase inhibiting G protein-coupled glutamate receptor activity. Gene Ontology annotation, biological process: regulation of synaptic transmission, glutamatergic; G protein-coupled glutamate receptor signaling pathway. The record is from RefSeq and is a predicted model, not a curated record. Gene Ontology annotation, cellular component: postsynaptic density membrane. The transcript is spliced from 8 exons. Lineage: Eukaryota; Metazoa; Chordata; Mammalia; Didelphimorphia; Didelphidae.
AUGGCAUCAUGCAAUAAGAUGGUUGGGAUGUUGCUGGUGUUUUUCCCAGCUGUCUUUUUGGAGAUGACUUUUCUACCCAGGAGCCCUGGCAGGAAUGUGUUGUUGGUUGGGGGUUCCUCUCAGCGAUCAGUGGCUAGAAUGGAUGGGGAUGUCAUUAUUGGAGCUCUCUUUUCUGUCCACCAUCAGCCGCCAGCUGAAAAGGUCCCUGAGAGGAAAUGUGGAGAGAUAAGGGAGCAGUAUGGCAUCCAGAGAGUGGAGGCCAUGUUUCAUACAUUGGAUAAAAUUAACUCUGAUCCCAUUCUACUGCCCAACAUUACUCUGGGCAGUGAGAUUAGGGAUUCCUGUUGGCAUUCAUCUGUUGCACUGGAGCAGAGUAUUGAGUUCAUUAGAGAUUCUCUGAUUUCUAUUCGUGAUGAAAAGGAUGGGAUCAACCGAUGCCUGCCAGAAAACCAGUCUCAUCACCCUGGCCGGACUAAAAAGCCCAUUGCAGGUGUGAUUGGUCCUGGUUCCAGCUCAGUGGCCAUCCAAGUCCAGAACUUACUUCAGCUCUUUGAUAUCCCCCAGAUUGCUUAUUCAGCCACAAGCAUUGACCUGAGUGACAAAACUUUGUACAAAUAUUUCUUGAGGGUAGUCCCUUCAGACACGUUGCAAGCCAGAGCUAUGCUUGACAUAGUCAAACGUUACAAUUGGACCUAUGUCUCCGCUGUCCACACAGAAGGAAACUAUGGGGAAAGUGGAAUGGAUGCUUUCAAAGAGCUGGCUGCCCAGGAAGGCCUAUGCAUUGCUCACUCAGACAAAAUCUAUAGUAAUUCUGGAGAGAAAAGCUUCGAUCGGCUUCUGCGCAAGCUCCGGGAGAGGCUACCCAAGGCCAGAGUGGUGGUCUGCUUCUGUGAAGGGAUGACAGUCAGAGGGCUCCUGAGUGCUAUGAAACGUCUGGGAGUUGUAGGAGAAUUCUUACUCAUCGGCAGUGAUGGCUGGGCAGACAGAGAUGAAGUCAUUGAAGGUUAUGAGGUUGAAGCCAAUGGAGGCAUUACCAUAAAGCUCCAGUCCCCAGAGGUCAGGUCUUUUGAUGACUACUUCCUGAAACUAAGGUUGGACACCAAUACUCGAAAUCCAUGGUUUCCUGAAUUUUGGCAGCAUCGGUUCCAAUGCAGGCUUCCAGGACACCUUCUGGAAAACCCCAACUUUAAGAGGAUAUGUACAGGCAAUGAGAGUUUAGAGGAAAACUAUGUCCAGGAUAGCAAAAUGGGCUUUGUCAUCAAUGCCAUCUAUGCUAUGGCCCAUGGACUACAGAAUAUGCACCAUGCCCUUUGUCCUGGACAUGUUGGUCUUUGCGAUGCUAUGAAGCCCAUUGAUGGCAGUAAGCUCUUGGACUUCCUCAUAAAAUCCUCCUUCAUUGGUGUAUCAGGAGAAGAGGUGUGGUUUGAUGAAAAAGGAGAUGCCCCUGGAAGAUAUGAUAUCAUGAAUCUUCAAUACACGGAUGCAAACCGGUACGAUUAUGUCCACAUUGGGACCUGGCAUGAAGGGGUGCUGAAUAUUGAUGACUAUAAGAUCCAAAUGAACAAAAGUGGCAUGGUACGGUCUGUGUGCAGUGAACCUUGUUUGAAGGGUCAGAUUAAGGUCAUCCGAAAAGGAGAGGUGAGCUGCUGUUGGAUCUGUACAGCAUGCAAAGAGAAUGAAUAUGUACAAGAUGAAUUUACCUGCAAAGCAUGUGACCUUGGAUGGUGGCCAAACAGAGAUCUCACUGGAAGAGGCAGCCAGAAUUCUCGCCCACCAACCAGUGUCCGUCGGCACAUGUGCAGCUUUGAAAAGUCCCACACUGCAGUGAAUGUUUCUAAUGGCAAGUCUGUGUCAUGGUCUGAACCAGGUGGAAGAGAGGUGCCCAAGGGACAGCACAUGUGGCACCGCCUGUCUGUACACGUGAAAAGCAACGAGACACCCUGCAACCAAACAGCGGUGAUCAAGCCCCUUACUAAAAGUUACCAAGGCUCUGGUAAGAGCCUGACAUUUUCCGAUAACAGCACCAAGACCCUAUACAAUGUGGUGGAGGAGGAGGAGAGUGAACCAUCUGUACGCUUUAGCCCAGCCUGCAGUCCUUCUCGGUUAGUGCACCGGCGGGUGACCCCUGCCACUCCUCCCCUCCCGGCCCACGUAGCAGUGGACGAGCCCCCCUUGUUCCGAGCCGAGCUGGCCGCCCCCCGAGGCCUGCCGCCCCCCUUGCAGCAGCCACCUCCCCUGCCAGAGCCUCAGCCUCAGGAGCUCCUGCUGCUGGAGCAACUGCAGGGCGUGGCCAGCAUACCAGACUUCAAUGACUUCUCCGCUGUGCUGGCUGGCCCUGGGGGCCUGGGCAACGGGGGGCGGCCCCUCUACCAGCUCCCGGUCCCCCAGCCGCCGCCUCUGCCGCUGCAGCAGCAACAGCAGCAGCAGCAGCAAGCGCUGCCUAUCCAACUGAGCAUCUUCAGUGAUGAGCCCAUCUCGCCCCCAGCAGAUGAAGGGGACAGCGAGCGAUUCCAGCUCCUCCAGGAGUACGUAUACGAGCAAAGGGGCGACACCGAGGAAGACGAGCUGGAGGAUGAAGAGGAAGAGGAAGAGCAGGAGGAGUCCGGGCUCCGAGCCGCUGGCAAACUGACCCCGGACGCCUCCCCCGCCCUGACGCCUCCAUCGCCCUUCCGUGACUCGGUGGCCUCGGGCAGCUCGGUGCCCAGCUCGCCAGUGUCCGAAUCUGUGCUGUGCACUCCUCCAAAUGUCACCUACGCCUCGGUCAUCCUAAGGGACUAUAAGCAAAGCUCAUCUACCCUGUAG